UGGCCUUUGAUCAUGUAGCUUGAGAGAAGACGUGAUACUCCCCCUGUUACAGCUUCUUCCAAGGAUCAAAAGUGGCACCGAGUAGUGUUCUAUUCAUUCCAUCAUCAUCAUCAUCAUCAUCAUCAUCGGGUGCUGAGAUGAAAGGAUAAUUUGGAUUGGUUGGUUUAAAAGGCCUCGAAGGCCGUCCUCUGACGCUGAAUUUUGGCCUGAUGUGGAUGGCGUCAUUCGUUUUAUGAAGGAAUGCGUGGAUGGAUUUAAGCUUUUGUUGUGUCUGACAGUAACACCCGAUUGCCCUCCAUCAGUGAUCUAUAUGUGAAAUCAUUGAAUGUGGGCCCGGAGGGCACGGAUGGGUUGGGAUGAGGUGACGGAUGGUUCUAUAAAGUAACUAACAGCAACUGUGGUUCCCUUCACUUGCUCACACUUGCUCUUUCUAGAGUACAGAAGCACCUUAGAUGGUGAUGUGCCAGUAAACAUUUCUUGGUUACGAUGAUUCCAAGACCAGCAUAAUUCUCCGACUCCUUUUCGUAACUUGUCAACCAUGGCGCUCAAGCCCUCGGGCUCUGCGGUAUUUACGGAUUCAACUUUGACGUGUAAUGACAAGAUUAAAGUGGCCGUUCGAGUCAGACCUUUCAAUGACAGAGAACGGAGUUUAAUGACCGAGAACAUCGUUGAAAUGGAUUCCAACCAAACGUUUUUACACGCACCAAACGAAAAGAACAGCCGCCGCUUACCUAAAGUGUUUGCGUUUGAUCAUUGUUUCAACUCAAAUCUGGAUUUGAGUGAUCCCCUCUCCUCUGACCAAGAAAAAAUAUUUUCUUCUCUUGGGUUGGAUAUUUUAGACAAUGCCUUCGACGGAUACAACGCUUGCAUAUUUGCGUAUGGACAAACGGGGUCAGGAAAGUCCUAUAGCAUGAUGGGUUCACUGGAUUCACAUGGUAUCAUUCCCCGACUUUGUAAUACCUUAUUUGAAAGGAUAAGCGCAAAAUUGCGUCUUGAACCUGAUUCUUGGCAAGCCAAAGUUGAAGUCAGCUAUAUGGAAAUUUACAAUGAGAAAGUGCAUGAUCUUUUGGACCCAAAAAUGUCGUCCAGACAUGGAUUGAAAGUUCGAGAACACAUCGUACUUGGCCCUUACGUUGACGGUCUGUCCCAAUUAGCUGUGGUCUCGUACUUGGAGAUUGAAGAUCUUAUGAUAGAGGGCAAUAAAAGUCGAACUGUGGCUUCUACGAACAUGAACAGUGAAUCUUCUCGAUCCCAUGCUGUUUUUAAUGUGAUAUUGACACAAACCUUGACAGAUCAAGAAAGUGGUGUCAGCGGAGAAAAGGUCAGCAAAAUAAGCCUUGUUGACCUUGCUGGUUCCGAGAGAGCGAUCAAAACAGGAGCAGUUGGAGAAAGGCUGAAAGAAGGGUCAAAUAUCAACAAAUCUCUUACUACAUUGGGCUUGGUGAUAUCAAAACUAGCCGAUCAAGCCUCGGGAUGUAAGACAAGGGACAAGGCUUUUGUGCCUUACAGAGACUCCACAUUGACUUGGUUACUUAAGGAUAAUCUUGGAGGAAAUAGCAAAACAGUUAUGAUUGCUACAAUUUCUCCAUCAUCGGACAGUUAUGAAGAAACCUUGUCAACCCUGCGAUAUGCAGAUCGUACAAAACGAAUUGUCAAUCAUGCAGUGGUAAAUGAAGACCCUAAUGCAAGAAUUAUUCGCGAGCUUAGGGCGGAAGUGGAUGCGUUGAAAGAGAUGCUAAAGCAUGCUUCACAACCGGAUAUUUUGAGAGAAAAGCUUUGUGAAAAUGAGAAGCUUAUGAAAGAGGUAUCCCUUACAUGGGAAGAAAAGUUACAAAAAACAGUUUUUAAUCUAGGUCAAACUCAAGAAGAUCGACGCCAAGCUUUAGAAAAAGUGGGAAUUUCUAUCCAAGCAUCAGGAAUUAAAGUACAGAAGGACAAAUUCUUCUUGGUAAAUUUGAAUAGUGACCCUUCUCUUAAUGAGCUUUUGGUGUACUAUUUGAAAGACUUCACACGUGUUGGAAGGGCUGGCGAUCCGUUGGAUCCAGAUAUUCAACUGUCUGGCGUGGGAAUUCAGCCAGAACAUUGCAGCAUCCAGUUGUUAAGCGGAGCUCUCAUCCUCACCCCUAUUUCCGGAGCGCGUACGUGUGUCAACGGUUUCGAAAUAAAGGCGGCAACUAAACUGGCCAACGGAGAUCGAAUUCUUUGGGGGUCCAACCACUAUUUCAGGGUCAAUUGUCCUAACACUUCAAGCUCAGAUACACAUACGCCACGAGUAUGUUAUGAUUGGAAGAUGGCUCAAGAGGAAGUGUUACAAGCUGAUCUUUCAAAUGAUCCGAUUAGAGUGGCCAUUGCUCGUCUGGAGCGACAACAUGAAGAAGACAAGUAUUCCGCUCUUCAAAAGCAAAGGAUUGAGUACGAAAAACAGUUUCAACAACUGAAGAACUAUAUGAGCCCCUCCACCCCAUUCGCUCCUUAUGUGCCUCAUGACAAUCUGUUCAUGCGUUCCGGUUACGGAGGAAAAAUCCCAUGCAAUCCAAUUAUGUCCAAAUUGGAAAAGUGGGGCCAAGAAAGAGACGAAAAUUUUAAAAGAAGUCUUUCAAAACUUCGCGAAGAUAUCAUGAGAGCAAAUAGUUUAACCAGAGAAGCAAAUCUCUUCUCAGAGGAGCUUGGACAGCCUAUUCGAUUUAGUGUCACCCUUCAAAUACCUCCUCAAAAUCUAAGCCCAAAUCGAAAGCGUGGAUCACUUGUCAGCGAACCAGCCAUUUUAGUUAAACGGAGAGGAAUGGGGAACCAAAUAUGGUCUGUGGAAAAAUUAAAUGGAAAAUUGAUAGAAAUACGAUCGGCUCUGGAAGAUUCUGCGGGAACGGAUUUGAAUAAGAAUGACAUUGAAAAUCCAUUCAACGAAGGAAACGAAAGUCAUUGCCUCAUUGGAGUAGCAAACGUUUUCUUGAGUUGCUUACAGUCCGACGUUAAAUUCGAUUACUUUGUUCCGAUCAUAUCCCAACAAGGUGUAGUGUCUGGACGCCUGCACAUCCAAAUUGAGCGGGCAUCUGGUAUAUUUCCUGACGACAAUUUUCAAACCAAUGAAAUUUAUUCUACCGGUUCUACUCCUACAACCGAGAACAAUGAAGAGCCGCCAACUAUGAUAGUGAAAGUGACAAUAAAAAAUGCCACAGGCUUACCACCUUCUUUGUCGAACUACGUAUUCUGCAUGUACAACUUGUGGGGAGAAGAUCUCACGGUUGUUCCGUCCCAUGUCUCCUCAAAUAUUCUAGAUUUUCAUUCAUCCACGCGGAAAAAUGAACAUGAUCUUCACUCGGUUCCAUGUCAAUUUGAGCACGAGCAAGAAUUUGCCAUUCCCAUUUGCGACGAGUUCAUCGAACAUUGUUAUGAAGGGGCACUAUCAGUGGAAGUAUAUGGUCAUCGCUCUUUAGAAUUCGUAGACCGCACGUUGUGCAACCCAAAAGAACAAAUGGCCAAAGCAAGAUCACUAGCAGACAGGUGGUCAGAAUUGUCUCGAAAACUGGCAUUAAACAUCGAAGUCCAGGAGUUAGACGAAGUUGGUGAAUAUGCAGCAGUUGAAGUUCAGCCUCGAGAAGACGUUGGAACUGGUGGGGUCUUUCAGUUGCGCCAAGGUCAACAACGAAAGCUCGUCGUCACGAUCAAAGCUGUCCAAAACUCAGGCACUUUGCCAAUCAUUUGUGACAGUAUUAUAAGCGUCUCUGUGGGAUGCCCAUUGGUGCGAAGUAAAUUGCAAAAGCCUUUAGACUCAUACCAGGAUGAGGAUCUUAACCUUCUGCGGAAAAAAUGGACUGAGGCCUUGGAAAGACGCCGUGAGUAUUUGGACUCUCAGAUUCAAAAAUAUUGGAGAAAGUCCAGUAAAUCCGAAGACGAGAUCGAACGCGAACGGUCCCUUGUUGAGCAAUGGGUGGGCUUGACCGAAGAACGAAACUCUGUCAUGGUUCCAAUUCCUGGAUCUGGUGUUCCUGGUGCACCAGCUGACUGGGAGCCACCCGAUGGCGUUGAGCAACAUUGUCCUGUCCUGUUUUUAGACCUAAUACCCGAUGACCUGUCAACAGGCUAUUCAGAGUCGGGGCAUGUACCUAUUUUUGGUAACAACUCUAUCCUUCCCAAGGAGCACGGUGGGAGAUUUUUGAGCUUACCCAUAAUUGCACAAUUUGAAAACGAAGUUGGUGUAACAUGCUCAUGGGACUCUUCCAUUCAUGACUCUUUGUCCUUAAACAAAGUAACUCCAGAAAACGAAAGGGCCUACGUGAUCGUAAAAACUGUGGUCAGACUUUCACAUCCAACGACUAUGGAUCUGGUUUUACGGAAGAGGAUAUGCUUCAACGUCUUUAAAAGGCAUUCCUUGACAGAUAAAAUUCGCAGGAAAAUGGGCCAUACCUCAUCUAUAACUUCUUUAGGAGUUAUUUACGAAAUCGUGUCAAACAUUCCCAAGGCAAGUGAGGAAUUGGAGGAUCGUGAAUCCUUGGCUGUAAUAGCAGCUUCGGGCCUUCAAGAUGAUGAGACUUCCGACGGGGAGUCAUUUAUCGAAAAAUAUACAAAAGGGGUUUCUGCUGUUGAGACGAUCCUUGCUUUGGACAGACUUCGACAGAGCGUGGUUGUGAAGGAGCUUGUUCAGGCAAAGAAUGCUAAAUCAAAAUUAUACGUUUUCAAUAACAACGGACUUACUUGGGACACUUCUACUCAACACAUGAGGAAAACUAUGAGCGUGCCAAAUUUUGGAAAUGUCAGUAACUCUGUCACUCUGGAGUCUACUUUUGAUCGAGUUAAUCGCUCUGAUUUAGAAUCUUCUGAAUCGAUCGACUCGAAGAAAAUUCAGCAAAAUGACAGAAAUAAUGGUUCUUUAAGUGCUAUGCGGCAUUCACUAUCAUUUUCCUCAGCAUUACGAAAUGUAUCAUUUUCCCCUGGAACGAUUGAGGCCUCAAUUGAAGCUGCAAAUAAUGGACAAUCUAGAUUGGAUUCUGUUCCAGAAUAUACCGAAACAUCCGAAAAACCUUACAGUUGUGACAAUGAUUCAAUCUUCGGGGCAAAUAAUCUGAAUGAUUUUUGUCAGUGUAUAACUCAAACAAGUGCAGACAAUAAUGCUGAUUUUACAAACUCGACUGAUCGUCCCACUUCGCUAAGCCUUUAUUGCAACCUCAAUCGACUGCAAGAUCCCAGCCAAGAAACUGUCACCAUAGGCACAACCAAACGCAAUCCUUCAUCAAACACAGAAGAAAGUUGCAAUCCUCCGAAAACAGCAAGUCCUGGAGAACAAGCUUCGAAUUUAAAGACGGCCGUUGAUGAAAAAAUUCCAGAACAAGCUGAAUUGGGAAUUCAGAAUGUGGCGAACAAGCUCUCUACAUUCGGUUCCAUUGCCCGAAACGAGACCUUAUCCCUAGCAUGCCAUCCCUCCGAACAAGUUCAUGAACCCGAGGAUACCAAAUCUACCAAGUAUCCUUUGUUCAGCACUAAUCGUGAUGAGAAUGGGAGCUCAACAGUUUUCAGGACUUCCCCCCCAAAAAAGGAUGUUAAUGCAGGAGGUAAUGGUCCUGGACUGAAGAGGAUUGAUAAUUCAGAUCAAUGUAGCUUGAGUCCAAAGCAGACGUCCCCUCCAGACGAAGAUAUCAAUACUCGCCACAACCUCUCGUACAACAUCAAAUUUGAUCGCUCCAAUCUGCCCUCUUGGGUGGUUGUUGGAGAAAGUGUUCAAGUUCGUCCCAGCUAUUCCUCAGGAGUUAUCAGUUACGUCGGGAUCACUGAAUUUGCGGCCGGUUUGUGGGUGGGAAUCACAUUAGAUGCACCAACAGGAAAGAAUGAUGGGUCAGUGCAGGGUGUUCGAUAUUUUAAAUGUGGAUCAAAACGAGGUGUAUUCGUGAAACCGGAAAAAGUGCAAUUGGACAAACGAGGGCGAUCUCUGAGGAGAACUCCAUAGGAUCGUCGUUCAUCGAGUUAAAGAACAGCACUAAUAUCGUUCAAAAAUAGUAAUAAAAUGUGAAAUCUUGAA
Molecule: messenger RNA, 6010 nt
Organism: Tigriopus californicus
Lineage: Eukaryota; Metazoa; Arthropoda; Copepoda; Harpacticoida; Harpacticidae
Gene: Khc-73
Product: kinesin-like protein KIF13A
Exons: 26
Coding region: 539-5938 (1799 amino acids)
Biological process (GO): cytoskeleton-dependent intracellular transport; microtubule-based movement
Cellular component (GO): kinesin complex; microtubule
Molecular function (GO): microtubule binding; microtubule motor activity; ATP binding
Source: RefSeq, a predicted model, not a curated record